This is a messenger RNA of Orbicella faveolata, 2336 nucleotides long. Its product is annotated as trace amine-associated receptor 1-like. The record is from RefSeq and is a predicted model, not a curated record. Gene Ontology annotation, cellular component: plasma membrane. Gene Ontology annotation, molecular function: G protein-coupled receptor activity. NCBI's taxonomy places the organism in Eukaryota, Metazoa, Cnidaria, Anthozoa, Scleractinia, Merulinidae. Gene Ontology annotation, biological process: G protein-coupled receptor signaling pathway.
CUCAUUUCCUUCCUAAAACCUACGAAAUAAAACACCUAGACAUCGAUUUUGUUUUCGUCUGGCUCGGUAUUAACCGCACAUUUAUAAACCACGGAUAUGCAACAUUACACCACUAACAUCAUUAUGCUGAAAGCGGAAAAAAGUUAAAGCAAUUUUAUAAGCUCGAAUUACCAGAUCUUGGUGGCUGGAUAGAUUGAAAUUCAUUCUCAUCGACAUGACAGAUAGAAAAUGAAAUGUUUGUUCAUUAAAGUGGGCGACGUGUUGCAAAGACAAAGUUAUCAGCUCUGCUGUCGUGAAAACGCCAUCAAAUUUGAAUUUCAACCACCCACAAGCGUUUUAUGUUGUGCCAAUUUAAUACGCUCCGAAGUUUUCGUAUGAAAACGCAAACGCAACAAACAGAUACGUGAUCGUAAGAGGAAGAUCAGUGGUCGACGUUUCUGAGACAGAGAACUGUUUGGUCCUCACGUAUGUACGUGUAGAGAUAUAAAAUCAAGCACUUUAAGGACGUUGCACAGAGCGAAAAAUUUGCUCAUGCUCGAAAAAUACAACAUAUCUGUAGAGCACUGAGAUGUCGAGCUUAGAGGACUAUCCCCUCACCAAAACAGAGUCCAUUGCCCUGAGCACAGCCUUUGGCUUGGUCGCCCUCACUAUCAUAGUAGGGAACUUUGUGACAAUUGCCGCUUUUACAAAAACAAGGCUUAUCCGCAGACCGACCCAUUAUUUUUUGAUCUCCCUUGCCGUGGCUGAUCUGAUGGUUGGUGCAGUAGCAAUGCCACUUUACAUCUUCCAUUUCGUGGAUUCAAGUCUUUGGAGUGGAAGCCAAGUAAUUCAAGCUCUGUACUACAGUUUUGAUAUCGUCUCUGGCAUGGCAUCGGUCUUUACUUUGGCAGUCGUCUCAGUAGAAAGACUCUAUGCCGUAGGAUGGCCCUGGAAAUACCGCCAUUCCACACCGCUGAAAUGCUAUAUAGUUGCCGUGGCAGGCACUUGGUUCUUAGCAGUCGCAAUAUGCUGCCUUUAUCUUGGAUUCCGUUUCAAAUUCAUUUCAGGCGUGGUUCACGUUGUAACAGUGAUUUCCUUAUCAGUGUCUCUUACAGUUACCUGUUCGGCCUAUAGUGCUUUGUGGCUUCGAAUUAAGUAUCGAAGGAAGCGUCGCAGGGGCGUUGAAAAAGACAAAAAAUUAGCCAUCACGUUGUUUGUGGUCACGGGAAUCUUCAUCUUCACAUGGAUGCCCUUUGAGGUCGUAAUAAUAAUUGUUCAUUUCUGCAAACAAUGUAACCCUCCCUCUCAUAGACUGGUCUACGUCAUAAAACUCCUUCAAUAUAGCAACUCGUUCGUGAACACACUCGUGUAUUCGUUUAGAAUGCAGGAAUUCCGCCGAGCGAUUUUCUCUUUUAUCCGCAGUGGCUCUUUGAGUCCGAAGAGGAACAUUCAGGUCAGAAAUGUCCCAGGUGUCACUUUGACUUCAGUUUCCAAUUUGGUCAACACGUGCUCGGCGGUCAAUCUAAACCUCAUAUACACUGGAAAUCAGCUGAAACUUUUCAAUGGAACGACGGGGCAUAGAAGAUUAGCCAAAAGAAGAGCUGAUCUAUUUUCAAUGCACAAAAAGGGAAAAUACUCCACCGGCAACGUGAGAGUCAGUGAAAGAGUUUAAGAGACAGGCUUUCUGAACUACUUUAAUUUGUUUAGCCUAAACAAAUAGCCGCAAUUCUUCCUCCUGGUGAACUGCAGUUCGUCCCGCGACCGUAGCUUAAUAAUCAAAUGCAAUGGCUCACUUCAUAGAAGAGUGUUGGUCUGGGCCAAAGGAUCGACGCGAGGGCUUGUGGGGAUUGUCUCGGGAGGAAAUAGACAUAGCGUCGCGGGAAGAACAGCUAAGAGGAAGAGUUUAGGAAGUAGACAUUUAAGUCGCAACGGACUCUGCAAUUUUGCAGUGCUACUUUCAAAUAUUAAUUGGUACUUUGUUAGAGAAACUUGCAAAUUCAAUUCAUGUUGGCUCAGAAAGCCUCCAGAACUUGUGCGUUUGCAUUUUGAAAAGUUCCGGCUUUUAUUUUCCUUGUAUAGCUGAACCAAUAGUGCUUCUUGGGCAAAAAGAAAAAGAAAACACCCCGUGGGCAACAGUUUAUCAAGAAACAGCUCAAAAUAAGCGUCUCUAAACUGUGCUCCAAAAUUCCAAUCUCUAGAUAAACACUCCUCAGGGCGAAAAAAUAUUUCCGCAGUAUUUGACGAGCAGUAUGUAUUAUCAUUCCAUGCAUUGUUUUCUUCCUUUGCGUUGGCCGAGAGCCCACCAUGUAAACUGCGAAUAACUGCCUACAAAUAAUGGUAGUAAUGUCUAAAUGUGU